AUGCCCCGAAGAAACACCCGGGCUGGAGCUCCUGUUAACUCGACUGUUGAGUUGCCAGCCGAAACUGGGAAUAACCGAGCCCUCGCAACGGCUCGGACUCAAAAUCCUGGUAACACACAGAAUGUUCCCGAGCUAGCACAGGCAAACUCAGCACCUUCUAGACGCCAAAAUGGAUGGCAGCCACCAUCACCCAUACGGCAUCCUCCGUCGCCAAUAAGAUAUCUAUCACCGCCUCGAAGAAACACACAAUUGACUCAGGGUGAUAAGGAAAGGCGGGCUGGACAAAAACAAGGGAAUGGCAAAAUAGCUAGAGAACAGAGAGGCGCUCAGCCUACGAGAAGCCAAAUGUCUCGGUCUCACACUAUAGAGACGAGACAACCUGAAAGGAACCCAUCUCAAAACAACCAUGCAACGAGCCUUGCCAGCGAAGGCUCAGAGGACACUAGAUCAGCACUUAUCACUAUUAGUCAUGCUCAACACCGAGCAGUAGACUAUAAAGAAUUGGUCAAAGUCUUGAAUGAUCAUUUGGUGGAAUCCCAAGCGAAGAUAGAGCACCUGACCAAAUCUGAGAAAGACCUUCAAGAAAAAACUGAGCAGGCAGAAAAACUAGUUGCUGACCGAGAUAGAGCAUUAAAGGAGUUGACUGAUGAGAACAACAAACUCAUCCAAACCAUCAAGAAAUUAACCGAUCAGCAGGAGAAAAAUGUUCAAGAGAUCGAGGAGUUGAAGCAGGAUAAGGAAGCUGAUCUCGCUCGCUACGAAGAAAUCUACUUCAACUGCUUCUACCAGAUUUGGAAGCUAAACAAACCUUUCAACCUUGAAUUUCUUUCUGAAGAAGAAAAAGCCAAGGAGCUUGCCAAAUGCGAAGCCAAGGCUGCCGAAGAGGCAGCCCUUCCAGCUGGCAUCGUGCCUGCCUCUUCUGCUCUAUCUUUUCGACUCGAGGAAGCCCCUGAUGAUGAAGGUGUUGAUCAACCAAGAAACAAUCUUUCCGACCAGUGA
Messenger RNA from Humulus lupulus (European hop), 999 nucleotides. RefSeq lists its product as uncharacterized. The transcript is spliced from 2 exons. Bases 1 to 999 code for a protein of 332 amino acids. The record is from RefSeq and is a predicted model, not a curated record. NCBI's taxonomy places the organism in Eukaryota, Viridiplantae, Streptophyta, Magnoliopsida, Rosales, Cannabaceae.